GGACGUUCUAAGGGAGAGGCUGUGUGGGAGCAGGGAAGAUAGAGAAGUGUGACCAACAAUGAUAAUCUGUUCUGGUGUUGAUAUGUUCAUUUACUUCUAGCGCUGAACAAGGUGAAGAUGGGGAAGAAAUCAGAGAAAGCGGUGAAGGAGAAAGUAGUCACCCCUACGGAGGAGGAGGGUCCGAGAAAUCCCGAGGACUACGUGUGCACUGGGAACCUGGAGGUUGACUUCACUGAACUUUGCAACCGAAUGGAGAUCCUGGAGUUCCCCCUGGUGGUUCCGAGACACCCAGCUGUCUCCCCCAACGGAUUGUUGGACGAGAUGCAGUCCCUUCCUGCUUCGGAUAAAAGCUCUCCCUCGUCUGCUGCUGGGGGCAAGGAGCACGUCUCCUUCUUCAGGCCCUGCAUACAGGUGGAGAUGGAGAGCGACAGCCCCAAGCUGGUGAAGGCGAUCUACAUCAGAGCUUGGGUGAUCGAUCAGAGAUACAUCUUCAUUUUACACAAGUGCCUCCCUGCCCUCACGGCUCUGCACACAGUCAGCCUCUGGAACGUGGGUCUGACCAAAGUUACCUUCGCCGCCCUGGUCUCCAUCCUGCGCCAGUGCACCACUCUCAGGUCCGUGGUGCUGGAUGGAAACCCAAUUGCCCAGCAGCCCUAUUAUCUGCUGAUGACCGAGGGCAGCCAACUUCAACACUUAACACUGAGGAACAACCAAAUCGAUGAUGUGGGCGCAAAGCUGAUUGGUGAAGCUCUUUCCACGACCAAAAAGUGCAACAGGACGUUGCUAACCCUGAGUCUGAACUUCAAUCAUAUCACUGACAAAGGAAUAGGUUACAUCGCAGAUGGCCUGCGAUUGAAUCGGUCGCUGCUGUGGCUUUCCGUUGCUUACAACCGAAUCGGGGACAAAGGAGCAAUGAAGCUGGCUGAGGUGCUGAGUCCAUUUGCACUGACCCACGAGGAGAUCGUGGAGAGGAGGCUCCUCCAGUUCAACUCUCAGGAGAGUCAGAGAUCGUCCCCCCUACGGCGUCCAGAGUCAAAGAGUGACCGUAGCAGCCAGCUAGGCAGCAGCACAACCCUUGACAAAUCGGACAAGUCACAGAAAAGCGGCAAGAGUGUCAGCAAGAAGAAGGAUAAGAAAGAAAUGAUCAUUCCAGAGAAGGCAAUUCCUUCCGCAACGCAGAUUCCGCCAAAGAGAGACGAUAUCAGGAUGUUGAAACGAGGGUCCAUCAGCGCCGAAUUAAGGUUAAGCAAGACCAAAAUAACGCGAUCAGCAAAGGAGAAGCAAAACACCUCAGGAGACCAAGAGGCCAUCCACCAUCUGUUGCUGGAACCCGCGGAACAUCGGGACGGCCAGGUGUUCCUGGCAGGGAACGUUUGCCUCAUGAGUUUGAACCUGUCACACAACCAGAUUACCGAGACCGGGCUGAAGGCUUUGGUGGCCAUGCUGAAAAUGCAGAUAGGCAAUGCCAGGCCCGUUCCCGACGGCAGGAAUGUCAGUGGGCUACUGCGGCUGAUGGUGACGAAGAACGCAUUCCCUGCGACCUGUGAGACCUACACCAGUCUUCAGGAGCUGAUCGCGGCCCGCGACCCCAUCUCCAAGCAUCACGUGAUCUGCAGCCCACUGCCCCCCCACGGUGAGAACCAGUCGCAGGGCUAGACUCCCGACCGCGGCGGAACCCCGAACGCCCACCCCACAGAUCCAGUGCCCUGGCAGAGUUGUCGCCGUCCAUCCCAACAACCUCCCCAACCCCCUGCCAAAUACCAGCCCAGCAAUGACUUCUAAUCAGACGUGAAAAUGAUUCAGAAAUGUUGCAC
This is a messenger RNA of Pristis pectinata (smalltooth sawfish), 1814 nucleotides long. RefSeq names its product leucine rich repeat containing 71 (gene lrrc71). The coding region runs from base 118 to 1656 and encodes 512 amino acids. Gene Ontology annotation, molecular function: protein binding. NCBI's taxonomy places the organism in Eukaryota, Metazoa, Chordata, Chondrichthyes, Rhinopristiformes, Pristidae. The transcript is spliced from 16 exons. The record is from RefSeq and is a predicted model, not a curated record.